This is a messenger RNA of Lentinula edodes (shiitake mushroom), 1821 nucleotides long. RefSeq lists its product as uncharacterized. NCBI's taxonomy places the organism in Eukaryota, Fungi, Basidiomycota, Agaricomycetes, Agaricales, Omphalotaceae. The transcript is spliced from 4 exons. Bases 1 to 1821 code for a protein of 606 amino acids. The record is from RefSeq and is a predicted model, not a curated record.
AUGGAUCAUGAUGAAACGCCAACACCUGGGAUGGGAAUCAUGGAAUGGGGAAUGGUCCUGGAGCGCGUCAAAAAAAAACAACGCGAUGUAUGCCCAUCACCGACACGCCGACUUUGGUUCUUCCCAGGUUCUUCCAAUGAUAUGGAAAGCCGUGUUUCCCCUGGGACCCCUUCCAAUUCAUUCAUUCACCGUCCACCUUUCCCAGAACCUCUACUGUCUUCCGUUGAAGAGAAUCGUGCGCGGUUGAGACCAGGCUUCGUACGCCGUGCUCCCUUACCAUUCGUACAGCUACUUCUUGAACAGCAUAUUCUAUUCACUCCCAAACCAUCUCGUAAUCGUUUUUCCCUCUUUUUGCAGCUUUCGGCACAGAAGAAAUCCCCCCAACCUGGUAUAUCGAGCGAAUCCUAUCUCACGAGCGCGACUGUUGACACCAUGGAGCGUUACACUCCGACGAGCUCUUUCAGUGGUCCAAAGACUCUAUUUCGUGUCAAUUCCGGAGGUUCAAUCCCAAUUAUACCUCGGUCGCCCAUGCGUAUAGAUGCCAAUUUCUCUGACGAGCCCAUCCCACCGACGACAAACGAACUAGACGCGAAGGAAAAGGCUAGGCUGCUGAAGAAAGCUCGUAAGCUCAGCAGAGUUUUCGGAGAAGUGCCAGACCUUCUGCCUACUUCUAACAAUUCGCGCGUUCCAAAUAAAACUCCCCGUCACCGCCGGUCAAUCUCCACACAUGGCUCUGACUCGGAACUGCAGUUGAAACAGCACACAGGGCGUAAAUUCUCCUCUCAGUCCGAUUUGGCCAGCUCGUCGGAGAGCGGAAAUCGAAUUGAAGUUUCGGACCGAGAAGCGAUUCCCCCCGUUCCUUCACUCCCGCGAGAGAGUAUCGACGCGUUUUCGGAACAUAUACCCACCCAGCAUCGCCAGCAACCACCUCUGCAUGUUUGGACACGUCCGAAACCAUUUUCAGACGAUGUGCGCGCAUUGAUACCCAUAUUCUCGUCAACACCUCAAAUGUCUGACGAACUGCAAACCCGUCGACUGAUUAAACCGCGCCGAGAUUUGGGAGAAGAUAAAGCAAAGACUACUGCACCCCAUGCGCUCAAAGCUCGAAAAAGCUAUGACGCUUCGUUGGCGAGAGCUGCUUCACGGUCGGAUGAGGCGGUUUCGAAUGGACCCUUGCAUCGAAGCCGAUCUCUCAGUGCUAACAGGAAGAAGAAACUUGGAGAAGUAGACAGUAUUGUCGAUUUCUAUCCCCAGCUUUCUCAAAAGUCUGGAAGUAUGAAUCGGAAGCAGGUUCCGGACGGCGUUGAAUCGGCUGUUGGAGUCCUUACCCCUCCGCCUGCUCCCCCUGACACGGUACAAAUUCAACAACUUGAUUCAACUCAAGUUCAUUCAGCUGAGACAAGUGGAACUUCCAUUCUGUCUGCGGCGACGUCGUUGCGUGAUUGCGAUAUACAAUCAAAUCUCGACGUCGACCAUUCGAUCUCUCCCUCGUCAACGAGCAUUCACAGCGCCGAAUCCUCAUCUAUCGAUUCUAACAUUGACGAGAACUUCCGGGAGCGUCGGCGUAGAGCAGCCAAGCUUACCCAGUUUUUCGGCGUCGAGUAUCAGGACAUCACUGCCUCGAUGCCCCCUACAGGUCAUGCAUUGGAGCCUAUGCACCAUAUUGCCCCUAGUGAAAAGUGGGAGCCUGUACGAGUCGAGCCCAGCGUACAAGUCGGUGUCCGGACUAAUACUCGACGUUUCUGGGGUGGUCGGGGUAACCUCAAAGAGGCGGAAGUUGGCGACGUUAUCCCGAAACUGAGGGAAUUGAGAGCUUCAUGA